Molecule: messenger RNA, 616 nt
Organism: Brienomyrus brachyistius
Lineage: Eukaryota; Metazoa; Chordata; Actinopteri; Osteoglossiformes; Mormyridae
Exons: 3
Coding region: 281-499 (72 amino acids)
Biological process (GO): G protein-coupled receptor signaling pathway
Cellular component (GO): heterotrimeric G-protein complex
Molecular function (GO): G-protein beta-subunit binding
Source: RefSeq, a predicted model, not a curated record
GGUUAGGGGUGGGGCCAUGAUGCGUGAAACAAUUGGCACAUUGUCAUCGGUUGUUUCGCUUCAUCCACGGAACAUUAAUUUUACUGUCCGCAGGGAACAAGAAGAGGAAAAGUUACCUGUAGGACAGCAGCUAAUUAGACGGAAAGAAAGUGUCUUUUUGCUGUGUUCUUGGUUAGAGGACGAAAGAGUUUGUGUUUGCGAGACUCGUCGAGCUCGAUAAGACUUUCGUUUAGGGAAAACUUCGGUCUCCUUUUCGGUCGCAGUGCUUCGCCUCGCCGUCAUGUCAAACAACAGCGCCAGCAGCAGCAACCUCAUUAUCGCCCAAAAAGCGGUUAAACAGCUCCGUCUGGAAGCCAGUGUGCGGAGGAUCAAGGUGUCCCAGGCCGCAACAGACCUGAAGAACUUCUGCCUCCAGAAUGCACACAAGGACCCCCUUCUCAUGGGUGUGCCCUCCAGCGACAACCCCUUCCGGCCCCCCAAGUCUUGUGCCCUCUUCUGAGCUGAUCGCAGAGGACGCCAGGGCCUCUCCUGAGCAUCUCUCCUGGCCUGUUCACUCCACUCUCCCACUGAAGACAUUUCCUGGAGGCCUGCACCCCCCCACCCCUCCCCCCACCCC